AUGUCAUCGCAAGAUGCGAGUCAUGGCGACCAAGGCCUCGCCGCCGCCGCUCCGAGCGACCCGAUGCACGAUUUGGCAGCUUGUCUCGGCCUUGUCUCGGCAAAAAGUUUGGCGCCAUUUUCGCCUCGUUUGCCCAACGUCAACCUGGCCACCCAGCGGUCUGGCCUCCUGGCGGCUCUGCCCGAUGCAAGUACCAUCAAAGGCAACGAGCUGCCACAGCUGUCAGAUGAACAGCGGACGAACGCCGCGGCAGUGCUUAAUGAGCUGGGGCUGCCAGACACCAGCGAGUCUGUCCCGCAUGCAGUUGGUUUCGUACUACUCAAAACCCUCCUCCGGGAGCUGAAAGCCGAGGCGAAGGCCGCAGCCGCCGAGCAGGAGCGCCAGGAAGCCGUGGCAGCUGCCGCCGAGAAGAGAGCCGACAACGAGAGAAACGAGAAGCUGAAAGCCGAGGCAGCUGCCGAGGCGAAAGCCGCAGCCGCCGAGACAGCGCGCCAGAAAGCCGUGUCGAGGGCUUCCGAGUUCCUGCUCGAUAAGGACAUUGUCUUGCCAGCUCUCGGUCCUGCCAAUCUGGGCAAAUCGAACAUGCGUGCAUUUGUGUCAGCAGCGCACAAAGCUGCCGUUGCACUCCACGGCGAAUUUGGCGUACAUACCGAUUUGGAAUACACAGCGCGUCCUGCUGAUGCUCUUCAUGAUGCUGCUCGGGCUGGGUAUGAUGGCGAGGCAGCUGUUCGGCUGCUGGUGUACCUCACGCUUACUGCGGUCGCCAAAGUCCUCGGACAGCAUCAACUGGGCGAGAUUCCUUAUUGCUUCAAGACCGCCGGCAUCAAGCUCUCGGCAGCGAACGCGGCACAGGACCUCUGGCACGUCUCGUGGCUCGGCAUCGGUCAUGGUGCUCUCGUGAUCAAGAAGCCGUCCGCCCCGGAACCCACCAGCAGUCCGAAAUACGAGGAGCAACGCAAGCAACUCGCGCUCGAAGACUCGGACAAUCCACUCAUUCUCGGGCAGCUGUACGACUACUUGCAGGAGCUGCGCAUCACCUACAACCUGAACUCGGUGUUUGGCAUCCUGACCAACUACAUGUACUGGCGCAUCUGCUGGCUGGACGACGCCGCAUCGAACGAGCUUGCCGCGUGCCGCGGGGAGCUCAUUCGAUGCGGGGAAUCGACAGCACACGAACUGGACCAGCACGCCUCGUUCCCCUUGUCGCAGUUCGCGGCAACCCAAGUGACAGCCACGCCGUUCCCGCCGCCAACGCAGCAGCGCGAGCCUCUGAAGCGCGAGCUCCGCUGCAGCCAACCCUUCUACUACCGAGACAAGGAAAUCGUGUCCGUUAUCGCUUCCGCGCUCUACAAGAUGAGCCGCAUCGUCCCAAUACGCGGCCGAUGCCACACAGCCCUUGCCGUCACUUCGAAAAGCUACGCAUGGGAGUCGUUCAAGAUGCCUCUUGACUUUCACCACAUGCCGACCAUUGACAAAGCGUCAAAUCGCCUCUACCUGACACUCCGACUCGGUGGUGGCGGCGAUGGCACGGCGUGGCUUGCAUCGAACGCAGCGGGCCGCGUCUGCGUCGUCAAGUUCUUCAACGAGCCCAACUUGGAGGACAUUCAAGCCGAGUGCAAUCGGUGGAACGACAUCUGGCAUCAGCGAGACCCCCAGUUUCCCGAGGCGGUUGUCGUCACACUGCUUCAGCAGCCGGUGCUCGUCAUGCCAUUUGUCAAGACAGGAGAGUUUCCCAAGCAAGUACCUGCGGACGCUCGAAAGGCGAUUCGCGAGGCCGCGCAGAGAAUGGCCACAGCAGGCUACAUGCACGACGAUCUUCUGAUGCGUCAUGUCGGCUUCUACACGAAGGCUUCCAAUACCUUGAUGGCGGUCUUCUGCGACUUGUCACGAGUCACCCGGGUGAGCUCCGCCACAGAGAAGGAAGACGCGUGGCAGACCAUGCUCGCCAACCUUUCGCGUGAGCUCAAAGUCGAAUUGUGA
Molecule: messenger RNA, 1980 nt
Organism: Capsaspora owczarzaki ATCC 30864
Lineage: Eukaryota; Filasterea; Ministeriida; Capsasporidae
Exons: 1
Coding region: 1-1980 (659 amino acids)
Source: RefSeq, a predicted model, not a curated record